AUGAUGGUCACUUUCCCCAACUCUGUAGGGCUGUGCUCCGAUGCAGCCCGUAUAACAACAAGAUUACUGUUAUCCCUUCUCGCAUUCUCGCCCUUAUCUACCGUAGUAGCUACCCCAGAUUCUCUCCCCCGGGCAGCAGCAGUCGCAACGCCUACCCAACCUGGCGAUGUGUUAGGGCCUGGGCCGGUAUUGGGGGGUAGUGGAGCUGCCAAGGGGCCUGGCGCCGGGGGGGGAGGGUCUGAUCUUGUGUUUUCUUUACGCCAUGUCCUUCACCACGGAGCCGAUCACUACCCUUACCAGCUUCGACGAUUAGACAUCCAUCCGGACACUCUAGUUGCCACCGAGGAUGAUCCGCAACUCCGGUCCCGCCCUCGGCAUCGCCUGUCUUCUGGUGCUCGGCCGAUCACGCGUUUGGUGGAUCGGUCUAAAGAAACGGUUGAGGAUAUGCUUUACGCCCACCGAGCUCACAAUCCCAGAACAUUCUCCGACGAUGACUGGACUACCGAAAUCAUUCCGAUGCCCAACAUAACCGAUAAAACAACAGUCUUGAAUCUUGCUCACAUUGCAGCGGAUGCGUAUAUUGAGGCCGAGGGCACGGAGGAUUGGCUAGAUAUCGGGCAACCUUAUAAUUUGACAAGUGAUUUUGGAUGGGAAGGGGACGGGCUCCGUGGCCACAUAUUUGCGGACGAAGCCAACACCACGGUUAUUAUUGGGCUUAAGGGCACAUCCCCCGCUGUUUUUGAUGGGGCGGAAACGACCACAAAUGACAAGAUCAACGACAACCUUUUUUUCUCGUGCUGCUGUGCCAGGGUUUCGUACUGGUGGAAGACUGUUUGUGAUUGUUUUUCCGGAACGGCAUAUACGUGCGAUUCCGUAUGCCUCAAGGAUUCCAUCCUAGCCGAGAAUCGUUACUAUCGCGCAGCCCUGAAUCUAUACACGAAUGUGACGACUAUGUACCCCGAUGCUAAUAUCUGGCUUGUCGGUCACUCACUUGGUGGAUCCGUUUCUUCACUACUCGGUCAGACAUAUGGGCUUCCGGUGGUUACAUUUGAGGCUGUUGGCGAAGCCUUACCGGCUAAACGGAUCGGGUUGCCGAAGCCUCCGAAGGAUAACCCGCGGCAUGCCAAUGGUAUGGCUGUUUUUCACUUUGGGAAUACUGCGGAUCCGAUAUACAUGGGAACGUGUAACGGGCCGACGGCUGGAUGCUCGAUCGCAGGGUAUGCUUUGGAGACUCGAUGCCAUGGUGGAUUCGAGUGUGUGUACGAUGUCGUCACUGACCAUGGCUGGAGGAUGGGCCUUGGGUAUCACAAAAUCCAAGCCGUGAUUAAAGAUAUCAUUGAGAAGUAUGAUGACGUCCCCCAAUGCAUCUUUGAUGAUGGCUGUGAGGACUGUUUCCUUUGGAAAUUCGUCGACGGGAAUAAGACGGCAACUACCACCACCACGAGCGUGUCGACGACCACUUCUACCAGCACUUGCAAAACACCCGGAUGGUGGGGCUGUCUUGACGAAACCACCACAACAACUGUAGUCACGACGACCUCCACAUCUACGGAAACAAAGCCUACAACGACAUGCACUCAUUACGGGUGGUUCGGCAACUGCCUCGAUCCAAGCCCAACAACCACAAUCCCCAUCGUGACUACAACCAAAACCGCAACCACAACUCCCACCAUAACCACCAUUAUCACUAAAACCGCCACAAGGACUAGCGCCACCGCCACCCCAACCGAAACCUGCACGCACUAUGGUUGGUUCGGUGGCUGUCUAGACCCUCCCCCAAACACGAAUUCGAACCCUCCUGUUACACCAACGAGCACUCCCUCGCCAUCACCCCCAGUGGAAAAAUGCCGGAAGUUUUUCUUUUUCGGUCACUGCUCUACCACAUCAGCCCCUGCAUCGACAACCGGAGCACCCUCGCAACAUAUGAAGGGCGCGGAAUGUCAACGUCCCGGGGUGUUUUGGGGGUGUUGGGAUUUGAAUCGGAAUGCUGAACUUUGAUUUGAUGAGUAGUAUGGGCAGUUGCAUCAUUGCUUUUUUAGCAACGGAGUUUUUUUUUUUUUUUUGGUUCUUUUCUGUUCUCUUCCUGAAAUCAAGCCGGUUCAUUGGAGGACUUUUGCUUUUUAUGGCUAUGUAGGUAUGGGGUCUUUAACUCAUUUUGUUAUCCCCCCCCAGAUUGUCUACUAGCGCGGGGUUCGAGCCGCUGUCGGAUAUCUCGCAUACAUGUAAGCUCUGGAAUUUUAGAAUGAGUUUUCCCUUUUUCUUUUCACCAUGAGAAGUUUAGGUCAUGUUGGACACGUACCAAUAAAAAUAAACCGUGAUAUCUUUUGAAAA
Molecule: messenger RNA, 2331 nt
Organism: Tuber melanosporum (Perigord truffle)
Lineage: Eukaryota; Fungi; Ascomycota; Pezizomycetes; Pezizales; Tuberaceae
Exons: 3
Coding region: 1-1998 (665 amino acids)
Biological process (GO): multivesicular body membrane disassembly; macroautophagy; neutral lipid catabolic process
Molecular function (GO): glycerophospholipase activity
Source: RefSeq, a predicted model, not a curated record